AUGAUUAUUUUCCCUAUAAGCAACAGCAACAGCAGCAACAGCAGCGUGGAUCUGACCAGCCUAGAUUUAGACAGCGCCCUCAACGUAAACGUCAACAACAGAAUCGCUCUGCUGCUCGGCCUUCCCAGAAGCAGCAGGUUUGACUCCUGUGCGGAGGACUCGAACAUGUCUCCACUGGUCAACACACUAAAGCCUGCAACCACCACCACCACCACCUUAUUCUACCACCGCCUGAGGCCAUUUCUUCAUCGAUGGGCCACCAUUACCUCAGACCGAUGGGUCCUAGAGGUCAUAUCAUCGGGCCUGACAAUCCCGUUCGCAUCAAUCCCUCCUACCACUCCUCCCACCCCAUCCCUUCUCAGGGACCCGUCUCAUGGGGCCGCUCUUCGAGAAGAGGUUCUUCACCUACUCGAGAUUGGAGCCAUAGAGAGAGUACCCGACGAAUUUCGAGGCAAAGGGUUCUACUCCAGGUAUUUCCUGGUUCCCAAAAAGUCCGGGGGGUGGAGACCCAUCCUCGAUCUGAGGGGUCUCAACCGUUUUAUCCGAAAGCAGCGCUUCAAAAUGACCACCCUGGCCAAAAUCAUGCCAGCACUAAACAAAGGAGAUUGGUUCGCAGUCCUGGAUUUGCAAGACGCAUAUUUCCAUGUAACGAUUCACAUAGCGCACAGGCGUUUUCUCAGAUUCGUAGUGGGCGACGAUCAUUUUCAAUACAGGGUCCUGCCUUUCGGCCUCAUUUCGGCCCCAAGGGUGUUCUCCAAAACACUAGCGGUAGUGGCUGCCCAUCUUCGAAGGAUAGGAGUCGUUAUCUUCCCCUACCUCGACGAUUGCCUCAUCAAGGCGCGCACCCAGUUAGAGGCUCAACACAUGGUAGUCGCAACUCAGGAGUUGUUCGACUCCCUCGGCCUUAUCGUGAACAUUCAAAAAUCACGUCCACUACCAACACAAAUUCUAAACUUCAUAGGAGCACGUCUCGACUCCCAGUUAGAGAGAGUCCAUCUGCCACUCGAGCAUUUUCAAUUAAUACAAGACCUGAUAAAAACAGUCUUGCAAGCUCCAAUGCUCCCGGUACGCGUAUGCCUCCAGCUUCUGGGUCAUAUGGCUUCCACGACAAUCAUAGUGCGCCAUUCAAGGCUACACCUCAGGUGUCUGCAGCAUUGGCUGAGCACGGUGUACAAGCCUAUGGAGCACAGCAUCCGCAAGACUGUGGUACUUCCAGUACAUGUCAAAGACUCCCUAUUACGGUGGACGAAUCACAACAACAUGUUGUCAGGAGUCCCCUUCCAUGCACCGCAACCGUCACAAGAGAUAACCACAGACGCUUCUCUCAUCGGCUGGGGUGCCCACAUGGGCACAAAAACAGUUCAGGGUCGUUGGUCCACGACGGAGAUGAUGCUCCAUAUCAAUCUUCUCGAGCUUUGAGCCGUGU
This is a messenger RNA of Pelodiscus sinensis (Chinese soft-shelled turtle), 1426 nucleotides long. Lineage: Eukaryota; Metazoa; Chordata; Testudines; Trionychidae. The record is from RefSeq and is a predicted model, not a curated record.